This is a messenger RNA of Aspergillus clavatus NRRL 1, 1035 nucleotides long. RefSeq names its product endonuclease/exonuclease/phosphatase family protein. NCBI's taxonomy places the organism in Eukaryota, Fungi, Ascomycota, Eurotiomycetes, Eurotiales, Aspergillaceae. The transcript is spliced from 2 exons. The record is from RefSeq and is a predicted model, not a curated record. The coding region runs from base 1 to 1035 and encodes 344 amino acids. Gene Ontology annotation, molecular function: 3'-5'-RNA exonuclease activity.
AUGGUCUUGUGGUUGAGUUUCUCCUCAUCAGCGCUCCUCCCACCUCUUGCCAACAUCCAACACUACAUUCAGCUUUUCAAGGGAUUGGUUGUCUACCAGUUGGCUGCUUCCAAGCUGCUGUCCAUGAUGAAGACAACGGCUGAGCUUCCUCUACGCAUCCUCACGCACAAUAUUCGAUAUGCCACGAAAUCACCCUUCAAGGGCGAGCUACGUUGGGACGACCGCAAGCAGUCCCUCUUGAACGAACUACGAUUCAAUACGCGCCACCAAGAUGCAUUCAUCUGUCUCCAGGAGGUCCUCCAUAACCAGCUUGUCGAUGUUCUGUCUGGACUGAACCAGCAGUCUCCGCCUUCAUCCAAUCCGACGCCUACGGGUCAACAGUGGACGUAUAUUGGGGUUGGGAGGGAUGAUGGCCACGAGGCGGGAGAGUACUCGGCUAUCCUUUAUAAACCUUCUGUCUGGCAGCUGAAGCACUGGGAUAGCGUCUGGUUGUCGGAAACACCAGAUAAGCCAUCCAAGGGCUGGGAUGCAGCGUCGAUUCGGAUUUUGACCAUCGGUGUCUUCACCCAUCACGAAACUCGCCAUACCGUUCUUGCUAUGAACACUCACCUAGACGAUCAAGGUUCUCGAUCCCGCUAUGAGGCUGCCAAGAUCAUUCUUCAAAAGAUGGACGAGUACCGAGGCGGUGAAUUCAGUGACUCGAUCGCGGGUGUCUUUCUAACCGGGGAUUUUAACAGUCAAGAGACACAAGAGGCUUAUGGUGUUUUGACGGGGGCUGAAUCUUCUCUAGCCGACACGGCUAAGGUCCUGGAACCUGCUCUGCACUACGGGGACCACUUUACAUGGACAGGUUUCGGAUAUGAAGGACAAGAUCCUACUCGCAUAGACUAUAUUCUGCUAGGUCCCGGGAAGCAAAAGGAAGAGGAGCAGUCUUGGAGGGUGGACGGAUAUGCAGUUCUGGCGAACCGUUUUGAUUCGGGUGUGUUCCUGUCCGAUCACAGGGCCGUUGUGGUGGAUGUGACCUUGUACGACUGA